AUGAGCACCUGGUCAAGCUCUCAAGCCUCCCAGGCAAAGUCUGUUACAACGGAAGAAGAGCCAAAAGAUAUAAGUAUGUUUGAGCUGCUCCGGUGGCUAGAGAAAACGUUCCCGAAGGAGUGCGAAGAGAAGAUAAAAUAUAUGACGACUUUGGACGAGAUACACCAGUGGUUAGAGAAAAACCACCCGGAAGAGGUCAAAAGGUUGUUUCUGAGUCGAGCCAACAAGGGAACAACCAAUGUCGCCUUCGUACGUUCCCCCUCUCAGUCAAGUGUUGUCCUUCGUGCUCUGCAAAAAGACUGGAACAACGCCUAUUUUCCGCACUCCCUAGUUGCGCUACGGGACCUCAUUCGGCGAUACCAGCUGCUCGAUGUGAGCAAAUAUUACGCAAAGACCUUAGUAUUCGUUCAGAGCAGCGGUAUGGGUAAAUCAAGAUUAGCAGAUGCUUUCGGCCAAUGCUGUCUGAUGAUCAACUUCAUUCUUCGUGAGUCUGGGACUUCCGGCUUUCCACCUCCUGAUGAAGAGAUACUAUUAUUCCUGCGCGACCCGCCGCCAGCCAACAUCCCCCAUUUGUGA
This is a messenger RNA of Rhinocladiella mackenziei CBS 650.93, 576 nucleotides long. RefSeq lists its product as uncharacterized. The record is from RefSeq and is a predicted model, not a curated record. Lineage: Eukaryota; Fungi; Ascomycota; Eurotiomycetes; Chaetothyriales; Herpotrichiellaceae. Bases 1 to 576 code for a protein of 191 amino acids. The transcript has a single exon.